GAACUGCGAAUUUGUGGACAUUCCAGAACGCUGUUACGCUGUUUUCUGACAUGAUGCAAACUGAAGAGGUAAAGGCGUACUACACUUUCCAAGAGCCCGUUCCCCUGAGACGAGCACGGCAGACUGUACUAGAAGGGAUCCAAACAGAAACCUUGAAACUUCAAUACUUCUCUCACGAGUAUGGAGAAGUUCCCAUCCUCUUCGGCUACCUGAGUGUCCGGUCCCAGGACGCGGCAGAGGACGCCAUCACCAGCAUGGUGGCCAUGUUUGAGGAGGAAAAGGCCACCCUGCUGACGGAACGGACGGACGGCCCGGUCGGUCCGCGUACCUACCUCCACUCCAAGUACUCCGACCUUCUCAAACAGGCCUGCUGCUGCUGUUGGAAGUUUCAAAUUGAUCCAAGUAACCCGUUGAUCAAAAAGGUUCUCACUUUCGACGUCCUACAUAGUGACGAGAACACUAUUUCGCGUCUGAUUCGAGUCAUCAACGACAAGACCAAUGGAUUUAAUCUGGGACUUGUGUCACGGUGGUUCCUCAGACAACUGCAGAAGAAGUUCAAGUAUUUUGUAAAGGUGGCGGCAAAUACUUGGUUUGCUGACAGUGUGGGGCAUAGACUGCGAUUGGUCAAUCAGUUGGAGUCACCCUGGGAGUUCAGCUACUUGCACCUGGCCUCGUUUUGCACACACCCGAAGCUGAUCGCCUUGCUGCUCCGGCACGGCGCGGACCCGGACCGAGGAUCGCCCCGCUUCGGUCGGCGGUGCCCUGUGGAGUACCUCUUCCUAGCUAUGUGCUGGGACGUGUAUAAGGGUCGCGAUGACUGUGCCUGUCGUGUCCGGCGCUGCCUGCAGAUCUACUGCCGAGCCAUGCCGAGGAUCCCGCUCCAGAUCCCGUCCUUCCACGACCCGAGUGACUCGGACAGCGACUCGGAGCCCGACCUGUUGGCCGUCCCGCACGCGCGGUGGAACUCCUGGGUGCCCCGGGAGAGGUGCACCAACCCCUGCGAACUCAAGCACCUCUGCAGGUGUCUCAUCAGAAAACGUCUGCAGGACAACGGGAUGCUGCCAGGGGGCGUUUAUCAACUCAACUUGCCGACGCUUCUGCAGAAGUAUCUCGACUUGCUCCUUGAUUAGUUAUGAUGACUCAGUGCAAGCCCAUGACAUGCGUCUGUAGUUUUGGGGUGGAAU
Branchiostoma belcheri (Belcher's lancelet) is the source of this 1184-nucleotide messenger RNA. RefSeq lists its product as uncharacterized. Gene Ontology annotation, biological process: intracellular signal transduction. The record is from RefSeq and is a predicted model, not a curated record. Bases 51 to 1130 code for a protein of 359 amino acids. NCBI's taxonomy places the organism in Eukaryota, Metazoa, Chordata, Leptocardii, Amphioxiformes, Branchiostomatidae. The transcript has 2 exons.